This is a messenger RNA of Drosophila subpulchrella, 950 nucleotides long. RefSeq lists its product as uncharacterized. The transcript has 2 exons. NCBI's taxonomy places the organism in Eukaryota, Metazoa, Arthropoda, Insecta, Diptera, Drosophilidae. The record is from RefSeq and is a predicted model, not a curated record. Gene Ontology annotation, molecular function: nucleic acid binding; zinc ion binding. Bases 75 to 521 code for a protein of 148 amino acids.
ACUUUCUGUCCUUGCCAGCCCAGGACCUCUUAACUCAACUCGCAGAGGCUUUUCAGUCAAAAGAGAGCAAGAUAAUGUCCAGACGCAAGUUCCAGGAGCGAAAGUGGCAACCAGCUGAAGACUUUGCUACGUACUUUAACGACAAGACCCUGUUGGCUGCACACAUCAGAAUAGACGACGAGGAAUUAAUCGACAGUAUCAUCGAAGGAAUACCGGAUACUCUUCUACGACAACAGGCACACAUGCACUGUUUUAAUUCGUCUGCCCAGCUGUUGCAGGCAUUCUCCAAAGUAACAUUGCGGAAACCAUCUCUCGCAUUUGGACGCCACAAAGACGUUUCUGGAAAUCAGCCCGGACCCGCUGUAAGAUGCUUCAACUGUAACUCCAUGGGUCACUUCGCAGCCGACUGCCGCAAGCCUAAGCGCGCGUACGGCGCUUGCUACGGUUGCGGAAGUUUGGAGCACCUGAUAUCCCAUUGCAACGAGAAGAAGAACGCAACCAAAAAUGAAUAUAAUGCCUAAUCGAUUCUGGGAGUCCAAUUAGUUUUACGAAGUUAUCCUGCGUUGAAAACAUUCUAAGAAGUAAUAUCGUUAACGUUAAUGAAAACAACUUGUCGCAUUACUUUGGCUUGAACCACAGCCCUUUAGACAUAUAUGGAAAGAUAUCAUGUUUUGUUAUUAUGAAUAAAGUGAAGUUUAAUUUUGAAUUAUUAAUUGUGGCAAACGAAUCGAUGGCAUAUAGCACUGUUUUAGGAAGAGAUUUUAUGAACAUUUGUAACUUUAAGAUUGUUAGGGAAAAUGAUUGUUCAAAUGAUAGUUGUACUGAUGAUCGUUCAAAUGAUAGUUGUACUGAUGAUCGUUCAAAUGAUAGUUGUACUGAUGAUCGUUCAAAUGAUAGUUGUACUGAUGAUCGUUCAAAUGAUGGUUGUGCUGAUGAUCGUUUAAAUGACA